AUGGUCGCCGAUACCUGCACUUUGACGAGCAAAACCUCGUACGCCCACGGCCUGCCUCCCCUCGACCUCGCUCUCGCAGUGUGCGAGGAGCUGUGGACGGAGCCGUUCCACCACGAAACCGAGGCGUGGGUCGAAUAUCCGGUCGGCGCCAGCUUCUUCAACCACGCCUCGGCCUGCGUCCGUGUCACGCUGGCCGAGAUCGACGGUCGUCUAUCAAGCGGGCCGGACAACACGCUGGUGCUCGACCUAGGCUUCUCGGGAGCAGCAACAAAACGUUUGCGGCUCGAGGUGCGCGGCGUCGUCUGGGAACGGUCGUUGGGCUGCGAUCCGCCGGAACCCUACUGGCGAUGCCGCGAGAUGGCCGAGCUUUCGUGCUGCGUAAAGGGGCCAGCGGCCGGGUUCGAAGUGCUCGAAGACGACCGCGUGUGA
Messenger RNA from Pseudozyma flocculosa PF-1, 429 nucleotides. RefSeq lists its product as uncharacterized. NCBI's taxonomy places the organism in Eukaryota, Fungi, Basidiomycota, Ustilaginomycetes, Ustilaginales, Ustilaginaceae. The transcript has 3 exons. Bases 1 to 429 code for a protein of 142 amino acids. The record is from RefSeq and is a predicted model, not a curated record.